CCACUGAUUGACAUGCGUGAUGGAAGGAAGCGUUCUCACCGCGCCGUGGUUUCGGCCAUUUCAUUUGAUAGCAUUUUGUACUUUGAGGUUUCAAUAGUUGUUUUUGUUUGUGUUUUAUCGCUAUGAAAACUUGAGUUUGUGAACACAAUUCUAAUUUUUAACUAUGGACGACGAAUACAUGGAUACACAGGACUCGCAAGCUGCGAACGACAAUAGUGUUAGUAGUGGUGUCAGUAAUGUUAUGCCGGUGGACAUUUCUAAGGAUUUUAACGAUUCUUCGGCAUAUGACGAUAAUUAUGACGAUGAUGAUGGCGGUAACAACUUUAGACUAAACCGUGGUCGAGGAAAUUUCAGACGAGGUCGUGGUCCUCCUCCAGGCUGGAUGAACGGUCCACCCCCACCAAUGCGUUUCCGUGGUCGGGGAUAUGGGCCCGGUGGGCCACCUAUGCGGGGAAGAGGAUUCUUCAGAGGCCGGGGUGGUCCCAGAUUCGGACCUAACAAUGGGCCAAACUUUGAUAACAACUGGGGGCCAAUGGGGCCACCCCCACCUGGCAUGAUGGGGGGCCCGCCACCGUUUGGGCCACCCCCAGGCAUGAUGCCACCUGGAGGCCCCAUGGGCCCACCACCUAAUAUGAUGGGACAGCCACCACCAUUUGGUGGGCCACCUGGAAUGCCACCACCUAAUAUGCCUGCACCAGAUUUGUGGGUGGAAACUAAGACUGAUGAAGGGAAAUCUUAUUACUAUCAUGCUCGCACCCGCGAGACGACUUGGACGAGGCCCCAGGAAAGCCCCACUUGCAAAGUGGUCACUCAGCAGGAAAUAGAGGCAAUGGCGGCAACUGGCCAAAUGCCGGGCAUGGGCGGGCCGCAGUCGCUGGGCGGGCCCGGCAUGAUGAUGCCCAACGGCAUGCUCGGCAUGAUGCACGCGCAGCCCGGGCCCGCCGUGCCGCCCUUCAUGACGCAGCCGCCGCCCUGGAUCAAGGACAGUAAUAAAGAGAAACAGGACUCGGCUAGCCCCAACGGCAGCGACGACUUGCCGCCGGGGGAGUCCACACCCAACAACCAACCGCCCAAUGGUAACAUGCCGCCUGCAAAUAUGGGUGGGAUGGGUUUCCCGCCGUCGGGGCCCCCCGGCAGCCACCAGGGGCCCCCCGGCGGGCCCCCGGGCGGGUUCCCCGGGCCCGGCUGGGCGGGCUGGGGCGGCUGGCCCCCGCCGCUUGUGGCCCAACCGCCGCCCAAUAUGAACGCUGCUGCUCCUGAUUCAGGAGCAGCAAGUCAGGGCCCGAACAUGUCCAACACGAACCCCGCCCUCGGCAACAUGAUCACCGGGAACCCCAUGGCCUCCACCCCUAUGGGCGUCGGGAACAUGCCUGCCAACCCAAUGGGAGGGAACCCCAUGGGUGGGACUCCGGGCAGCGGGCCCCCUAUGGGCGGGAUGCCGAUGAGCGGCGCCCCUGUGCAGAAUGUGCCCGUGUCCGCAGCCCAGACUAUGUCCAUCUCCGCGCCUGAAGUCAUACCCGAUUCGCCGCCGCAGACUGACGAUCCUCAGGAAAUCUCGGCGGAGCUGGAAGCCCGCGCGGCAGAGUGGAGUACGCACUACGCCCCCGACGGCCGACCGUACUACCACCACGCGGGCAAGGGCCAGUCCGUGUGGGAGAUGCCGGAGCCCAUGCGGCAGUUCAAUGAGAUGAAAUCGAAGUUGAAUGCGGAUAAAAACGACAAUAAGAUCGAGAAAAUUGAUUUGGUCGAACCCAAGGUGGAUGGUGAAGUGAUAGACGUGGACGCGCACGACGAGGCGGCGACGGCGGCCUCGCUGGAGGAGGAGCGGCGGCGGGCGGAGGCCGAGGCGGCCAAGCUGGAGGCCGAGCGCAAGGAGCGCGAGGCCCAGGAGCGGGAGAAGCAGGACAAGGCCAAACUGGACCGCAGCCGGCCCAUCUCCAGCACGCAGAUACCCGGCACUCUCUGGUGCGUGGUGUGGACGGGCGACGGGCGCGUGUUCUUCUACAACCCGACCGCGACCACGAAGUCAGUGUGGGAGCGGCCGGCGGAGCUGCUGGGCCGCGCGGACGUGGACCGCGCGGUGCAGCAGCCGCCGCCCGCCGUGCAGCAGCUGCAGAAGAAGGAGGCGGCGGCGGGCACAGCGCCGGCGGUGGAGCCGAAGCGCGAACUGAAGCGCGCCAACACCAGCGACUCCUCGGACUCGGAACCCGAACCCGCCAAGAAGACCAAGACACCGAGCCGCGCGAAGCCGCCGUCGGGCAGCCAGAUCUCGGCGGGCGCGGAGGCGGCGGCGGAGGCGGAGACGCGCGCCGCGCGCGACCGCGCGCUCGUGCCGCACGAGCAGCGCGUGCGCAGCUUCCUGCAGAUGCUGCACGAGAAGGACGUGUCCGUGUUCAGCACGUGGGAGAAGGAGCUGCACAAGAUCGUGUUCGACGCUAGGUACCUCAUGCUCAACUCCAAGGACCGUCGGCAGGUGUUCGAUCAGUACGUGCGCGAGAGGGCCGAGGAGGAGCGCAAGGAGAAGAAGAACAGACUGCUGCAGAAGAAGAACGCGUUCAGGAACCUCUGCGAGGAGGCCAAGCUGCAUUCCAAAUCAUCAUUCAGCGACUUCACGUCGAAACAUGGCCGCGACGAGCGCUACAAAGCGAUCGAGAAACAGCGCGACCGCGAGACGUACUUCAACGAGUUCCUAGCGGAGGUCCGCAAGAGGGAGAAGGAAGAGAAAGAGAAGAAGAAAGAGCAGGCGAAGACGGAUUUUAUAGCCCUGCUAAAAGAGAAAGCAGUCGACCGCCACGCGCGCUGGGCGGACGCCAAGAAGAAGGUAGAUUCGGAUCCGCGGUACAAAGCCGUGGACAGCAGUUCGCUGAAGGAAGACUAUUUCAGAGAGUACUGCAAGAUUGUCAAGGACGAGAGGAAGAAAGAGAAGGAAGGGAAAGAGAAAGAGCGUGAUCGUAGCAGUAAGAAAGAUAAGAAGGACAAGGACAGGGACAAAGAGAAGGAUAAAGACAAGAAGGACGACAAAGACAGCAAGCGAGAUAAGAAGAAAGAGAAGGCUGAUACCGAGGAAGAACGGAAGCAACCGACCCCGCCACCGGAUCAGUGGGCCGAGAUCCUCGGCAUCCCUGGUGAAGAAGACUCGAAAUCGUCCAAAUCCACUAAGAAGUCACAAGAGCUCACAUCAGAAAGAUCUGAAAAAUCUAAAUCGACGACACCCGACAAAGAGGUUCGCUCCCCGAAACAGUUGCGUUCCUCGAAAAAAGAUCUACCCACGCCCGAAAAGAAAACGCCGAUAAAAUCUCCUCCGAAAAAGAGGAAGACCGAAGACUUCAAGUCGCCAGAGCCUGAAGAUAAGAAAGCUGCGAAAAAGAAAGUAGAGAAGAAGAAGGAGAAAAUUGAAAAGAAGAAGAGGAAGAAGUCUGAGAAAGAUUAGUGUUUGCUAUACGUGUACUUCAAACGGUGAACUUUCAGUGAUCGAAACACAGACUUCCGUAUUAGCAUGUGUUCUGAAGGGUCCUGUCACUACGCAACGCCCAUGCGCAAUGAAAUGCCUCAAUUCACAAAUACAAUUGUAUAUUUCAAAAUCCAAAAUGAAAACGUUACAAUUUUGUAUAUAAUAGGUAACAUUCGCGAAACAUAAAAUGAAUUAGAAAAUAAAGUCACCCGUACGAGGGCUGCUAUUUAUGUAUCCGGAAUAACAAAAUUAAACAAACAUAUAUUAUUACAUAUGGUUUUAUUGUUUCUCGAAGUAUUCUCCGCGAUGAUCUAUGCACUUCUGCAUACGAUGAAACCAAUUUUCAAAGCACUUUUUCCAUUCUGAUUGAGGUAUGUCCAAAACGUGUGUUUUGAACGCAUCAACGGCCUCUUCGCGGCUCGAAAAACGUUGACCACGUAAUUUAUUUUUAAUGUUUGGAAAUAAAUUAAAAUCAUUGGGUGCCAGGUCGGGGCUGUACGGCGGAUGACCCGUCAAUUCAAUCUUUUGACCAUCCAAAAAAUUAUUUGUUUCAGCCGACUUGUGGCAGCUAGCAUUGUCGUGAUGAAGUAUGAUUCUGCGUUGUGGGUUGUUCUUUCGUAUUUUUUCAAAGACUUCUGGCAAACAAAUGGUGGUGUACCAUUCAGAAUUAACCGUCCUACUAUUCUCUAGUGGCACUGUAGCUACAUGUCCGUUGAUACCAAAAAAACAAGCGACCAUUUGCUUUAAAGUGCUUCUCGCACGAACAACUUUUGUUGGAUUCGGUUCAUCUUGAAAGACCCACACCGUUGACUGCUGUUUAGUUUCAGGGUCAUAAGCAUAGAUCCAGGUUUCGUCACCUGUGUAGAUAUUAUAAACAGCUUUUGACGUGCCACGGUUGUAUUUUUUUAUCAUUUUCUUACACCAGUCGACACGAGCCUGUUUUUGAUCUACGCUCAAGUUGUGCGGAAUCAAACGCGAACAAAUUUUUUUAACAAUUAAAUGUUCGUGUAAUAUCGCGUGUAUACUCGUCAUACUAAUGCCCAGAGACGCCUCUAUCUCGCGGUAUGUAACAUGACGAUCUUGCAUUACUAAUUGUCGCACAGCAUCAAUAUUUUGUUGUACCACUACCGAUUUAGGACGACCCUCCUUAUUUUCAUCCGUGAGCAUAGACCGUCCACGUUGAAAUUCCUUAAACCAAUAAUACACAGUGGUUUUCGAUGGUGCUUCAUCUCCAAAAGUUAAAAUCAGUUGUUCGAUGCACUGUUUUUGAGUUAAUCCACGCCGAAAAUCAUAAUAAAUCAUCGCGCGAAAAUGUUCACGAGUUAAAUCCAUGGCAAUGAAGACAAGCUAUUUUCAAAAUUGGCGCCAAUUGAAAAAAACAAAUGACAGGGACAUGAAAAAUAUUUAUUCUCUAGCCGAAGAGUUCUAUUUUCAAAUGUUGUAAUUACUUUUUAAAUAUUCUAGAAUUAUUGGCCAGUUCCGGAUACAUAAAUAGCAGCCCUCGUACUUCUACGCGGGUCGAUUGUGAGCGCGUGUGAACGGGAGGGGUCUGCGGAAUCCCUCCUGACGAUUCACACAUAUUUUAUUAUGUACGCUGCUAUAGCCGAAGCUAAUAUAGCUGACUAUACACCCUUUUUACAGAAAAAAUGAAAAAUUUUACCCAGACUGGUACGUAUAAUAUAUCAGCGCAUAAACUAAAAUUUAACCCUUUAAGGUGAUGAAAGUUUCUAUGAAAACCAUACAAGAUAUUUUUUUACCGCAAACGGAGCCAUGGGCAAAAGCUUUUAUUUUACUUACAAUGUAUGUCCGGUCCGAGUGGAAUCUUGCAACAAAAACUUCAUUGUAAAUAGACAUCAUCAGCUGAUUGAGCAAAAUUUUUGUAUACACGUUUAGUUUUGUUGACAAUGCAUGACGACAAUAAAAGAUUGUGUCAAAAAUAUUUAAUACUUAUUUUGUAUUUGUAAAUUAUUACAAGCUGUUCUUUGGGAUAACAAAUAAACAAACGUUAUAACUCGCGGCACCAGAUUGAUUAUCUGAUGAUCGUAUUCAGUAACUACCGCCUGAAGUAUAAAAUAGGUAGGCCUCUUAUGCAAAGACUACUUUCAUAACUGUAGAAUUCUUAAUUCAAAUUCUGUGAGUGUCAUUCACCUUAUCGACGACAUAUUAAUAAACAUAAGAAAAAAAUAUUAAGUAGUAGUAUUCAAUUAUGAUUAAGAUGUGCUGGUAUUGAUUUUAUUUUAUAUAUUUAACCCAGUUCCGUUCCGUACAUUUAUUAACAAAAACAUAGAUCUACCCUGACAUUCAUAAAAAAGUUAAAAAGAACACUUUAAGCUAAAGUAUCUUUUGUCACUAUCGCACUUUAUAUACAUACUUUGGCUUUAUCGUAACCUCUGACGACAGAAAGAGGGGAGUUAUGAGGUUUAACGUGUCUGUGUAUCUGUAUGGUCUGUUCGUCGCAUCGUAGCAGCCAAUCGGCUGAACCGAUUUUGAUCUAGUUUUUAUUGAAAGAUAAUUUAAAUGAGAGUGUUCUUGACUAUCUUUGGAAAACGUUUGAUGAGUUUGGAAACCAGCAGCUCUUUUUUAGGAGAUGAAAGGAUGACGGCAACUUCAGUCGGGGGUUUCUUAAAUUUUUAAUCUUAUUUAUGAAUAACAGUGAUAGUGUAUGUAGUUUGUCUAAAAAAAAUUGGCUAGAACGUCAAAAUAUAAAACAGUUUUGGUUCAAUUUGUACAGUCUGCCAAGGACAUGUUGGCGCGAGAUAGAAAAUAUUAUGAAUUUUUAUGUAUUUAUUUUGUUACGUAUUUAUUAUUUUUCAAUAGUAUAUUUUAUUUGAACCAUACAUACAAACAGAAAAUUUUAUAUUCUGUUCUGUAUAAAUUUGGUUUGUAAGUAAUUUAAAUUUUUCAUGAGUACUGCCGUCUUCACCGCCGACUUGUACUUGACUCACUAUACAGAGGGUUACAUUGAUUUUUUUUCUAAUUAUCAUUAACAGCAUAGGUCUAUUCUUUAUUUGGGUGCUAUAAAAUGGGAAUAAAACUUACCCUACCACGAUGAGGCUACAAGUCCAUACAAAAAUGCCCAAACUAAUUUUUAUUUCUUAAGGUAUUUUAAAAAUGUAGACAUAAAUUUGUUUCGUUAUCACAAUAAUAGCUGCAAUAGGUUAUUUAAGUUAAUUUCUCAUAUUUUGCAUACUUGCAUUGCAUAUGCAAUAGUAUGCCAAAUAUGAGAAAUUAUAUAAAUAUAAAACAUAUGACAUCAUUAUCUCUUUACACUAUGUAAUUAUUCUUAGUUUUUUCUCUGCCAGUAACAUUUCAGACAGUUGAAAAGCUCGUUGUGAAAAACAGUGUGAGUUUAAAUUUCAUUUCUCACUCACGAGUCGAUUCGCAGUGAGACACAGCUAACCAAUCACAACGCGGUGUGGUUGUCAUUACAUCACUGUGAUUGGUUACAAUACUACCACGUUUAUAAGUUACAUCGGCCAUAUUCGAUUGCGCAGAAUAGCACGUCCUACCGCCGAUUCAAACCGAAUACAUAAUCAAUAAAAUAACGAACAUAUUACUAGGACAUAAGUCUUAAAAUCCAAAAAAAUUCAAUGAUUGGUGCGUACGACGCGACGGCGCGGACUCCACGGACGACAUUACGCGUACGCGUCAGCCAAUAGCGGACAGCUCUGUUCGCGGGUAAACAUGGCGCGCUCUGAUUAGCCAAAAUAUUUUCGCACCGUACAAAAAUUAGACUUUUGCCCAGGUACAUCGGUGUAAAUUAUAAAAGUGAUAGACCUGUAAUCACAGUUAUGUAAUGACAACCACACCGCGUUGUGAUUGGCGUCUCACUGCAAAUCGUCUCCACAGGGAGAAGUGAAAAUCAAAUCCACACUUCACUCUCUGUUUACAUUCAUAUUCCACAUAAUUGUAAAUACAUGCGCGAUUAAAAUAUAGUUCUAAAAUUAUUUAGUAACAAAAAACUUAGGCGUUGUGAAUUGGGCUUAGUUUUUGUGGUACAUGUAUUAAAGGCGAAUUUCGUGUUAUGUACGUACAAAGUUGUUAUUAAAUUCACAUAAGGCCGCAAUUGUAAAUAAACAACUCGGGAAUUAAUUUUUUCGCAUGCCUAAUAAUGCAUGACAGCUGAGUCAAUGGGAUCACGAUAUUUAUCAUAACGUUCGUAGAACUGAAACUUACCGCCUUGUGUUAGGCCCGUGUUGAUUACACUAUGUACCUAUACCAUUUUUUUCUUUAAAAAGAUAUAAGUUUCAGCGUUACGAACGUUCAGAUAAAGAGUCAGAAUCUUGUUGAAUUUUCAAUACAAUAAGAAUUUAAUACGACGGUUUUAAUCUUAGUUAUACAUUAUUCGAAAAUGUGGUAUUAAUAAUAAAUUCUUAUAAUUAUGAAUUGAUGAUAUAAAUCGAAGUACAUAAACAGUGUUUAAGAAACAAA
Plodia interpunctella (Indianmeal moth) is the source of this 7882-nucleotide messenger RNA. RefSeq names its product transcription elongation regulator 1-like. The transcript is spliced from 18 exons. The record is from RefSeq and is a predicted model, not a curated record. NCBI's taxonomy places the organism in Eukaryota, Metazoa, Arthropoda, Insecta, Lepidoptera, Pyralidae. The coding region runs from base 164 to 3430 and encodes 1088 amino acids. Gene Ontology annotation, molecular function: transcription coregulator activity; RNA polymerase binding. Gene Ontology annotation, cellular component: nucleus.